AGAGCAACUCCCAGCCUCAGCAGCCGCAGGUGGAAGCUGGCGAUGGCUGAGGACCCGGAGCCUGAAUUUUACCUGAGGUGGAAGCACUGUGAGACGCCAGGUGUUAAGACCCUGUGCAAUCUGAGGACGCUGCUGAACCAGCUCCAGAAAGACCACAGAGAUGACGUCUACAUGUACAUGUCCGGACACCUGAACCCCAACAAGCUCUACAGGCCCCCGGAGACCAUCCUGUAUCACUGGCCCAACGCCAACAGGCCCCGGGAGGCAAAAGUCUUCGGAGCGGAAAGGCUACCUGAUGAGGUUAAGAAGAUGAAAGAUGCUUUGGCCCGUUUCACCAUCAGCACAGCGGUGGGCCCGAGUGAUGCUGAGAACACGCCACUCUUCAGGUAUCUGAACCCUCCCGCACAGGCCUCCCACGCUUCGCAGGAGGACGUGAGUCCUAAGGCGGGGUUGAGAGGGGAGGCCUCUCCUGAACGGCCAAAGAGAGGGGAGCUGAGAUUGCCCGACAUGAAGGUUCUGAAGUACAAGGAGGUGAGGUCCAGCCGUGAGUGCGGGACGUCCCCGCCGGGCAGGGACGCGUUCCAGUACGUCAGCUCGCACUUGGCCGGCAUAACGAAAGCGGACAGGUACCGGCAGUUCUUGAGCUUCCAGAAACACGUGCUGGCAAAGCAAGACCUCCUGAUGAGGGGCUUCACUGGGAGCCAGGCAGCGAGGUGCCACGAGAAGAAGCUGGAGCAGGAGCUCCAGAAAAUAUGUGUCUGUGACCCUGAAGAGUUCAACAGACUCCAGGUCUUUGGAGAAGUCUUUGAAGAUAUUUGCAAUAGUUCUUUGAUAUUUGGUGAUAUCUUGAAAGAAAUUAAGGAAGAAUAUGAACUCUAUAUGCUAUUACUUCUGAAGAACCAUCCCACAGAACAGUAUAAGUCUUUGCUGGCUGAGGUCCAGAGUCUGCAGAAGGGGAAGGUGAAGACAGAGGAUGUCCAGCGGGCCAAGGAGGAACUGAGAGCGCUCAUGACGGCUGUCAAAGCGGCCCUGGACCACAACGACAGGCUCAGAAAUGAACUGGAGCAGGAGCGUGUACUGCUGGAGGCCGCGAGAGACAGGGCAGAAUCACCUGAGAGAAAGUUCGUGAAGGAGGAGAACCUUACUCUUCUUGAGAAGGUUGGAAAAAAGAGGUGUGAAGUACUUCAUAAAUGGGAUGAGAUUCAAGCUCUUGAGAGAGUAAUGAAAACAACCUUUGUUCAUACUGGGAUUUUGCAAAUCACCGAAAGCAAGAUCAAAAGCUUAGAGACCGAAACUAUAAAGUUGGAUACAGCAAAUAAAAUUUUAAUGAAGAAAAUUCAAUUUAUUGUGAACUACGUGAAGCAGAUCAUGGGGAAGAACAAGCUGAGAGAGGGGGAGCAGCAGAACCUUUGGGCAUAUAUUAAAGAAUUUGCAAAAUUGAAAGAGACAGAUAUCUCUUAAGUGACGGGAAGAAUGGCCUAUGAAAGUUCACAGCCACCAUGUACAAGCAAUGUGGAUGUUUCUGGAGGUGUACAUUAAAGAAGAUACAUUUCACUUUGUCAGUUUUAAUCUCCAAUAAUGGGAAUGUGGUCUUUGUAUUCUUCUCAAGAUAUUGAAUUAAAUGCAUGCAUUCAU
This is a messenger RNA of Cervus elaphus (red deer), 1635 nucleotides long. RefSeq names its product chromosome 26 C6orf118 homolog (gene C26H6orf118). Lineage: Eukaryota; Metazoa; Chordata; Mammalia; Artiodactyla; Cervidae. The record is from RefSeq and is a predicted model, not a curated record. The transcript has 10 exons. Bases 43 to 1461 code for a protein of 472 amino acids.